This is a messenger RNA of Tympanuchus pallidicinctus (lesser prairie-chicken), 7269 nucleotides long. RefSeq names its product general transcription factor IIIC subunit 4 (gene GTF3C4). Bases 25 to 2472 code for a protein of 815 amino acids. Gene Ontology annotation, molecular function: histone acetyltransferase activity; protein binding. The record is from RefSeq and is a predicted model, not a curated record. The transcript is spliced from 5 exons. Gene Ontology annotation, biological process: transcription initiation at RNA polymerase III promoter. Lineage: Eukaryota; Metazoa; Chordata; Aves; Galliformes; Phasianidae. Gene Ontology annotation, cellular component: transcription factor TFIIIC complex.
GGCCGGCCGCGAGGCGGCGGUAAGAUGGCGGCGGCGGCGGAGAGCGGGGGCGGCCCGUCAGCGCCGGCGGCGGGGGAGGAGGAGCCGCCUCUGGGACUCGAUUCGCUGGUGGAGGAAGCGGCGGCGACCGCGGCGGCCAGCGCGGGGUUCCGAUUGACGGCGGUGAGGAGAGAACCGGCGGUGCGGCUGCAGCACGGGGUCAGCGGGUUGGAGCCGCUGGCCUGGUCGGAGGAUCACCGGGUGUCGGUGAGCACCGCCCGCAGCAUCGCCGUGCUGGAGCAGCUCAGCGACGUGCACGGCGGCGGGCAGGAGAUGGUCAUCCAUCGCACGGCCGUGCCCGCGCCCGGCGCCGCCUGCCUGCUGAAGGUUGGCCCAAAAAAGGAGGUAGCGGAAUGCAAAGAAAAGUUUGCCAAUUCCAUGGAUCCAACUGUUAGUCAGACUUUUAUGCUGGAUCGCGUGUUCAAUCCAGAGGGAAAGUCGCUGCCGCCGAUGCGAGGAUUCAAGUAUUCCAGCUGGUCACCACUGGGCUGCGAUGCCAACGGAAGGUGCCUGCUUGCAGCUUUAACCAUGGACAAUCGAUUGACCAUCCACGCAAACCUCAACAGGCUGCAGUGGGUGCAGCUGGUGGACCUGACGGAAAUCUAUGGGGAACGUUUGUAUGAAGCCAAUUACAGACUGACGAAGGCUGACACUCCCAGGGGAGAAUUAGAAGACUUCUCUGAAUUUCAGCGGCGGCACAGCAUGCAGACCCCAGUACGCAUGGAGUGGUCGGGUAUCUGUACCACUCAGCAGGUUAAACACAACAACGAAUGUCGGGAUGUUGGCAGCGUGCUCUUAGCAGUGCUCUUUGAAAACAGUAACAUUGCGGUUUGGCAAUUUCAGCUUCCGUUUCUGGGUAAGGAAUCAAUUACUUCUUGCAAUACCAUAGAGUCCGGAAUAAGUUCUCCGAGUGUCCUGUCUUGGUGGGAAUAUGAACAUAACAACCGAAAGAUGAGUGGACUUAUUGUAGGCAGUGCUUUUGGACCAGUUAAAAUCCUUCCCGUCAAUCUGAAAGCAGUCAAAGGCUACUUUACGCUCAGGCAGCCCGUAGUCUUAUGGCAAGAAAUGGACCAGUUGCCAGUGCAUAGUAUCAAAUGUAUUCCUCUUUACCAUCCCUACCAGAAAUGUAGUUGUAGCUUAGUGGUGGCUGCAAGAGGAGCUUACGUGUUUUGGUGUCUUCUGUUGAUAUCCAAGGCAGGUCUGAAUGUCCAUAAUUCCCACGUGACAGGGCUACAUUCUUUGCCAAUUGUAUCUAUGACGGCGGACAAACAGAACGGCACAGUGUAUACGUGCUCCAACGAUGGAAAGGUAAGGCAGCUGAUUCCUAUCUUUACAGAUGUUGCUUUAAAGUUUGAGCACCAGCUGAUUAAGCUCUCAGAAGUGUUUGGCUCUGUGAGGACUCACGGAAUAGCUGUUAGCCCCUGCGGUGCAUACUUAGCAGUUAUUACAACCGAGGGCAUGACUAACGGCCUUCACCCUGUUAACAAAAACUACCAAGUUCAGUUUGUUACCCUUAAGACUUUUGAGGAGGCAGCUGCACAGCUCUUGGAAUCUUCUGUACAGAACCUUUUCCGGCAAGUGGACUUGACAGAUCUUGUACGCUGGAAAAUCUUGAAGGAUAAGCAUAUUCCUCAAUUUUUACAGGAAGCACUGGAUAAAAAGAUUGAGAGCUGUGGUUCUACUUAUUUCUGGCGGUUUAAGCUGUUUCUCCUGAGGAUUUUAUACCAGUCAAUGCAGAAAGCUCCCUCAGAGGUGAUGUGGAAACCUUCCCACGAGGAUGCAAAAAUACUGAUAUCUGAUUCCCCUGGAAUGGGCAGCACUGAAGACGAUCAAGAGGAAGGAACUUCUAAACAAGCCAGCAAGCAGAGCCUAUGUGACACAGGCAAAGGUAUGGACAUAGAUGACACUGCAGAUGAUUCUCUUCCUCAGUCGAGUGACAUAGGAGGCCGUGAGCCAAUGGAAGAAAAGCUUCUUGAAAUACAGGCACAAAUUGAGGCAGUAGAAAUGCACUUGACACGAGAACACAUGAAACGGGUGUUGGGAGAAGUUUAUCUACACACAUGGAUUACAGAAAACACCAGUAUUCCCACCAGAGGAGUCUGUGAUUUCUUAAUGUCCGAUGAUGGAUAUGAUGACAGAACAGCACGAGUGCUGAUUGGGCAUAUCUUAAAGAAAAUGAACAAACAGACUUUUCCAGAGCACUGCAGCUUGUGUAAGGAGAUCCUGCCAUUCACUGAUCGCAAACAGGCAGUCUGCUCCAAUGGACAUAUUUGGCUCAGGUGCUUUCUAACCUACCAGUCCUGUCAGAGUUUGGUGUACAGGAGGUGUUUGCUUCACGACAGCAUUGCACGGCAUCCAACCCCAGAAGAUCCUGAGUGGAUCAAGAGGUUAUUGCAAGGGCCCUGCACGUUCUGCGACUCUCCUGUGUUCUAGACAAGAGCUGUGUAAAGACUGAAACUAUUUUCUCUACUGCAUAAGCUCCCUUCACAGUCUAGAAUGAUAUCAAGUGCAGGAAUACAAACUUUACUGGAGGGGGAGGACUCUGUCUGACCCUGUAAAUAGAACGCUGGAUGUUCUAGAAACCCCCUGUGUCCAGAGGCCAUUCCAUGCUCCAGCAGCAGAAGUACAUCUGGAAGAGUGAGCUCAUUAAGCACCCCAUUGAUGUGUCAGCAGCUGGACAUGCUUCCUUUCACCGAAAAGAAACUGAAGUCUUAAGCACACAGAGUGAACUGUCCUCUCUGCAGGACAACUGUGUGAUUUCCCAAAAGCUGGGAGGGAACAGCAGAGCUGCCUCUUGAAUAGCCUUGGUGGGUAGAGCAGGCUUUAACUUGUAGUGCUUGUUUGCCUUUCCCCCCACAAUACGGGCACUUCCUGCAGAAUAUUAAACGAACAAAACAUUUUGUGGUUCUAAUUUCUUGAAGAGCAAAGCCAGGGUCAGUUGCAGCCAUAGGAAAGAAAUGGGCCGACACAUUAGUUUCACCCAAAGUCUUGAAGAAUGACUGCCUUUGAGCUGUCGUAACAGUGUUGCAGUUAGAAGAGUAAACUAUUGCUUGGAUCAAAUACAGAUCAGUAAGAAGACUUUUUAAGGUAAUAGAUUUUAAACUAUUAGCAAUUAAACACUAAUAUAUAUAACAUUCCCAAUCUCAGGUCUCCUGCCCAACUUUCUAAAAGAAGUUCUGACUGCUUCCCAAUGCAUGUACUUCUCACUCCAUUUAACCCUUUACCAACAAGAAUCCUCUUUUCCAGAGCAAGUCAGUACCAAACCCACUACCAAUUUACCUUAAUUUCAAAUGAAUUGAGUCCCCUCAUACAGACUUUGUUUCACAGAAAUCUGAUGUAAGUAAUCACUCCCAGAUGACAGCUCUUUUCAUAAUAAUGCAGUUAAAGCAAAACAAAAGCUCCAACAUGGCCAAUGUACUCCAGGUAAAAUUUCCACAGCUGGUCUUGGAGCCUGGUGAAGCUGCUCUUGUAUAACCCUGACUUUCUCAUCAAGAGAUUCAUAGACAAGGCAGUGAUGUAGCAUGGCUGAGCCCAGAAAUCCGUUCUGCUUUCAGAAAGAAAUCUGUCUUUUGCAUCUAGUUCACACAAGGAGCAGGAGAAUCCUUUUCAGCUUCCUAUGCAGUGCUAGAGGAACGAUACCUCUGAAAUACGUGUGGUUGUAUGGCACAGUUGUCUUGUUCAAAAAUCACAGUCAAAUAAUACAAAGUUCAUGUAUUUACAUUCCUCAGAAUAUGAAUUGGGACACUCAGCUGUGCUGCUCUGUUUGUGACAGUGUCAGUCUCCAGCAGUGCAUGUGUGGAUUGGUGCUUAGUUUCCUUCAUUUAAUGACUAUGCAUAUUUUCUUCUUGUUCCUUAACCUCUAGCAGGAGCAAAUGUUUUGCAGCUAACAUUAAAACAAGUCGGCUGUCCUCACUAUUUGGUGUUCGUGCAUUAAGCAUGACAGUGCUUUGACUGAGAAUAAUACUGAGAUAGUAGACUAGAGCAACGGAAGCACAUUUAUCUGUAACAUAAUUAGUCUCGUUUGUAAAUAUCCUUGGAAGUGAUACCAUGACUGUAUUAAAGAAAUGUUUAGUUUUUUAUUGCUGCGCGUUGAACACUGAAAUGACUUUGUGGUGGCUGCAAAGAAAAGGCAGAUCGUGGCAGCAUCUCCUACAACAAAGUCAAACCUUGCUGCCCAAUUUGUGUGCAGUCUGAGGCAGAAUCUACCUGAGACAGCACUGAUGUUCUCCUUCCCAGUGUUUGUGGGGCGUGGGGGGCGCAGUGUUUAUUUCUGAUGUGAACAGAAGGUGGUGACAGGGAAAGCACAUGAAGCAGAAGCUUCAAGACUUCACUUGGGCUGUCCUGACCACUUCUCUCAGUGAAUAAAUAUCCCCACUCAGAAACUCACCUGAUGACAGAGCUUUCCAGAGCUGCACGUAAGAACUCUGAUAUUAGAUUAAUGCCCUGCUCUGCUGAAGUGUUGGUUGGCUGACUGCAAGGUUCACUGUGCUGCCGUUAGAUGAAAACCUGGUUUUACUUCAAGCAGUUCUCCUGAAUUUCCCUGGAGUUUUAAUGCUUUAGACAUGUAGAAGCUAGUACACCUAGCACUAAUGUUCCAGCAUUAAUGUUUAUUUUCCUUGUCUUUCAAGGCAGUAGAUACUCACUAUACCAUUGCCAGUUUAUUUAACCUGAUUUAUGACUGCUGGGAGAACGGAAUUUUAAAGCCAACGAUGUCAGCUUUGUCUGCAUGCCAGUGGAGAUCCUUUAGCACAAAGCUUUCACUUCUCACCCUGACCCAUUCACAACAGGUAAAGAGGUAUUGUGAUUUAUUUUUUAAACAGUCAUUGGUCCCUGAAUGUGUUUUUAACUAGUGUAGAUUGAGUAGUGUAGCCUCAGACCAGUAGCAUUUAACCUCAGAUGUUGAUCUUACUGGGUUUUUCUGCCCAGCUGUCAGCUGAAACUUCAAGAAACCUUUUGUCUGUCUUGGACACGUGGCUUGCAGGCCUAGAAAUGGGAGGUUUAGUCCCGUUCCUGGUAAAGUACUGUAGCAGCCUGCAGAGCUGCACCCUAGUGCAUCAUCCCUUGUGUUUUCCCUUAUCAAAGCCUUUGCUUUCACCCCACGUACAGAGAAGGGCAGCGGAUGAAGGAGGUACAAACACCUACUGCUGGGUCCUUGCACUGUUUUUGCUAUGAACAGAGCUGCCUUCCCAAACUGGUACCUGGCAGAGCAGUUCUGCAUUAAGGCCCAGUCUGGUCUGAGAAACCACGAUGUGCUUCUCAUUGCAAUUAGGAGAGUUCAUUGCUCUUAUCCUGGAGAGAAGAAAUCCAGGCUGUUGAGGAGAUGGACAGAACAGCUUUGGACUGGUUUUGGACAGUUGUUUUGCCUUGAUGUUAAAUGCCAUUGUUUGAAGUAAGGUGAGAGUUUGGGGUGAUGAUGACACUUGGUUCUCCAAACUCCAUCUCCUGCUCUGGAAUCAGUGACAGUGCAGCUCAUCACUGCCUUGUUAAUUAAUUUAGCUUUGGGGUGGGGAAGUAAACUAGCGUUUACAGGAGGCUUGUUUUCACAAGUGUAACUUCUCAAAUACAAAGCCCUUCUCUAUUGCUUACCCAGUUUGUAAAACAGUGGGCAGCACUUGAAGCCACAAUUGCUGGCAUCUCAGCAACCACCUCCAAAUAGGAAAUCAGAGAGAACCAGGAGAAGAAUGUCAUCAUUUUUUCUGGCAGCCACGUGGUAAGUGUGCUGACAGCAGCCGUUCAGUGCCCACCACAGUAAGUUUGUUGCUGUGCACUGGUUUAGCAAUGCAGCUGGAAGCAAGGGCAAUAGCAGAAUUAGCCUCAAAGUGCUGGUGGUUGCAGCAGAAGGGAGAUUUAUAAGUUUCUAAACUGGAAGAAAAAGUUGAUGGGAUCUCAGUAAAUAGAGGUGAAAUGCUCCAAGUAGUUAUCAGGACUGCUUUUCUCAACCCCCCUUUUGAAGCUUUCUAUAUCAGGCCCGUAAAUGCACAAGCUACACUUGCAUUUUAAAUGUACACUGACGAGGGAAAGGGUUUAUCCUUUAACAAGAGCUGUGGGAUGCCUGCUAGUUUACUGCUUUGCUGCUACGUGAGAUUAGCAAAGCUGCUUUUCCCAUCUGGGCGGGUAAACAAGGAGGAUGUGAGCUUGGCUCUAUGCACCAAGAUUCCUACUCUGCCUAUUGAAGAUGGAGGAAUCUUGACAAGAGUUCAGCAUUCUCCUGGAAGUCUCAGGCCAGGAUGGCUUUUUACAGUUACAUGGAGGUCAGCACGUCUGCACAGCAGUGUCUGCAGAGCUGCUGUUCUCACUUCUAGUGGAGGAGGGCCUUGUAUCCACACUGUCACUUAAUCUGUGCUAAUCCUUUGCCAGACUCAGUUCUAACUCAUACAAAGCGUGCAUUAAUACUUUACACUGGAGUUGUUUCCAGACCCUUGCUGACAGUAGGAAUAUUCUUUUUCCAUAGCUGUAUUUUAUUACUGCUGAUUCAGUUUUCACUUGUCUUUAUUUGAGAUACCCAGAACUCCUGCUGCUCUGUCACCUGCGUAAGGACCUCAGCAGUGUCACAACUGCCUCUACAUGACUAGCCAGAGCAGUUUCUAUUGCUGCAACACAGCAGGUACACAGGGCUCCAUACUAACAUUAACUGCAUUGCUAUCCAAGCUGUGUGCAUUACAGAGCAGCAAAGGGAGUUUGCAAAUUUCCUGCACUGUCUUAGGCUUCAGCUAAAUCAUUCCAAGUGUGUGCAUCUCAUCUGGAGUACCUCCAUCACAGAAGGACUCUUGCACUGCUGAGAGCCUACAGCCAGAGUUCCAGGGCCACACCAAUCCUGUAGCACUCUUAUUUAACACUAAGCAUAAUAAGCCAACCCCCAAAGGGGAAAACCCAAGAGCCACCCAAACAGAACAGUUCACAUAAGAUUUAAUUUAAUUGCUCUGCUAAUUUAAUGGAUCUCUUCAUGCUGCUUCAAAUUCUGUUCUGCAGUGUAAGUGUUGUAGCUGGCAGACUGCACGGUCCAAGCUGAAUGAAAAGCAUAGAUGAGUUCUCAUCUUCAGUUUCUGGAUUUUUCUUUGGAGAUUCAGUUCACGAGAGGGUCUGACAAAGCUGCUGUGAAUGUUGAUGCUAUGUAUAUGGCACAUUUUGUAAACGUGAAGCAAACUGGGAUGAAUGUUUUAUAUACUGCAUUGUAAUCCUGCUCCUUUUUUUAAAUUCUAAAUAAAUAAAUAAAGUACUUGUUUGUAACGU